AUGUUGGGAUUAGGCUACAUAGGCCUCAUGAUCUCGUGGCUUAUUAGCUACAUCCUUGGAGGUAUCACCUUUGUGUUCAUCCUCGGCUUUACUCUGUGGAGCGUCGUCUGGUUUUACGGGUCCAGCCCCAUCGGCGACCCAGACCCGUCCAAGCGUAUCCAGACCAAGCUCGAAGCCGAGGAGGUGCUCAAGGCCAACCAGACUGCCGGAUUGGGUCAAGAACCCCAGGCAGAGCUCGAGGGCUUCUUCAUUAUUCGUCGAAGCUUUGAGGCCGACGCCAACUCCCAGCCGCAGUCCCGCGAGUUCCUCAGCGGCAAGGACGAUAGCGAGGGUGAUUCCAAGGACGGUGGUGCCAACAGGCCCCUUCAAACCAAGGAUGCUGGCACCGGCGCCGUUCCCCCCAAGCCGACGUAUGCCGGCCGUCUGCUGCAGACCUACCGCACCGUCUCCAAGAGUGCUGUAUCGAACAAGCCCCCAGACGUAUACGUCUGCAAGCUCAAGGGCAGCGUUCUUUUCAUCUACAAGCAAGAAAAAGACAAGGACGGGGAGCGUGAUUGCGUGGCCGCUCUCACGAUCGACCAGUUCAACGUCGCCAUGGAGGACCACAACGGUCCCUGGAGGGGCAAGGAUGGACGCCUGUUUGGCAAACGACACGCCAUCGUUCUCCGCAAGCUCGCGUCAAAGAACAACGAGAAACAGGGUCUUGGGGUGCUUGCCAAGGGCAUGAGUGGCACAAACGCUGAUACCGCCGCCGAAGAGGGUGCGCCGUGGUUUCUGUUCUCAAAGAGGAACAGCAAGACCGAGGACUUUUACCUUGCCUUGCUCAAGGUCUCGGCCAACCCGCCUUCCUACUCUCGCUGCUUCUCGCAUGCCCACAUGCAGUGGUUCAUCGAUCAGGUCGAGAAUCGCCCGGACCGCAGCAGCAUGGACUGGUUCAACCUGUUUGUCGGCCGCAUCUUUUUGGGAAUCAACCAAACUGCCCUCGUGGAGCAGUUUGUCAUUGACAAGAUCAACAAGAAGCUCGCCCUCGUCCAGCACCCCUUGAUUGGUCCUCUCGUAGCCACCGAGGUCAACGUCGGUCACAUUCCUCCAAUCUUCUCCGAUGCCAUGCUCAAGGAUACCAAGGCGUCGGGCGAGAUUGCCUUUGAAAUGCACAUGGACUAUCGUCAGCCCGAGGAGCUUCCCGGGUCUGGUAUCCGUAUCACCAUCGAGGCGACCAAGAUCGGUUUCAAGGCCGUGCUGGCCGUCCUUGUCAAGAGCAUUUCUGGUAACAUGAGGGUUGUUAUCAAGGCCCCUCCCUCAAAUCGCUUUUGGUGGGGUUUCACCGAGGAACCCCAAAUGGAACUCGCCAUCGAGCCAAUCGUCGGCUCCAGGACGAUCAAUCUCAGCAUGGUUCUCAGCUUUAUCGAGCGCAAGCUGCGCGAGGGGCUCAGCGACUCUGUUGUCCUUCCCAACAUGGACGACACGCCCUUCUUCAACACGUCCAAGCUUGACAUCCGUGGCGGUAUCUUUGACGAGGCGAGCAAGCACAUCCAGAGCGAAAAGCACAAGGACGACCAGUCAAACUCGGACGACUCCGCCAGCUUCCGCCACGACGUUCUGGCAGAAAAGUCUUCCACUUCGCAAAAGGCCUCAUCUCAGAAGAGCUCCAAGAGCUCGAAGAGUGUCACAAAGAGCACGACAAAGCCGGCUCCGCCCUCAAAGCAGACAACGGUCGACGAUUUGGACAUCCGCGACCGCCACCAGGUGGUUCGUUCCGAGACGACCCCGAUGCUGGGCGACAGGCGGGCGACCUCAAACACCUCAAACACCGUGCGCCCGUUACGGUCGCGCAAUGAUGCGUCUGAUGGAGGCCAAACGUCCAAAAGCUCCCUCGCGGAGGAACGGUCCGCGACACGACGACUCUCAAACCCCGUUACCAGCUCUGAUGUCCCCCGGUCUUCAUCACCGUCCAGCCAGACAUCGCGCGAGACGCCAAAGGACAGUUCCGUUAGCCGUAUUUCAACGGAAGUUUCUGAAGCGUCCUCGCCGACCAAACCCAUGACCACCUCGGCCAUCCUUCAUGCUGUCCGCGCGCGCGACAAGGAGGUCAUCCAGAGCCAGGUGUCCACGGCCAAAGACAGUGUGAAAAAGUGGGGUACCAACUUUAUGAACAAGCGCCGCGGUGCCAAGCCGGCCGACGACGACGAACACGCGGGCAUGCCAUCAUCUUACUACGUCCCCUCCGAAGACGCACGCCCAGUCCCAGCCCUUAACCACCGACAUGCAGAUGGCCGCACAUUGCAGGAGCGUCUUGCUGCGGCUGCGGCUGUCGCCGGCCAGGCAACGAGCCCGCGCGACAGCUCCUUCCCGCAACGUCGACCCAUUUCGUCAAUAUCGGCCGACACCGUUUCGAGUACCGCUUCGGCACCAAGCAUCCCCGUGCGCCAGAACCCACCCGUCGAGCCUAGUGGCAGCGAGCUCGGUACCUCUCCACCCACCGUCAUCCAGCCAACCCUGGGACGCACCAUGAUGGUGCCCUCAGUCCCCAAGCGCCCAGGCGUGGUCACCAGCAUUGCCAAUGACCCCACCGCCACGCCUACCACAUCGACUCUGUCCACCUCUGUGCCGGGCGCACCGCCCUCGCUUCCGGCACGCUCGGCACCAGCUCCGCCGAAAGUCAGUCGCGGUGACAGCCUUGCGGACAGCGUCGCCUCUGAGCCUCUGAUUUCGCUUUCGAGCGAGCACUCGAGUGAGGAAGGGGAGCUCAUUGAUCUUAGUGCGAGCAUGACCAAGAGCGCAAAUCAAUGGGUCGUGGUCGCAAUCGUUGCAUGCGGUGUCUUUGCUGUCGGUGUAAUCACCGUAAUGUACCGCAGAAGGCGAGCGCAAGCGUAUCAAGACGGCAUGUUCUGGGGCAGCACGGGAACCCGCCUCGUGCUUGACAACACUGGGACCCUCAUAGCAGUGCCUACAGGACAACUUCAGGCGCGGAGACCGCGCAAGAAGCUGGGACCAGAGCCAAAGUUGUGGGAUUCUGAAGUGGGGGAUACCCUCGACUCGGGACUGGACAGGAUGGACCAGUGGCAUCCGAUUGCCGUUGCUGUUCCCGAACACUCGUCGCCAGCGCCAAGCCCGGAGAGCUCGCGGGCCCCAAGCCCCAAGUUUGACUCUAGAUCAAGUCAACAUGAACCAGCCCCACACGUCGACGUCACGGUGCUUAUUGCCAUGCCUGAUCCUACGUGCACCCCACUAGGUGACGACGAUUAUCCCCUCUACCACCCGCCUCCUAGUUACAAGGCCGAGGACGGUAUUCUCCCUCCCAUGCAGCUGGCCACCACCGAAGUUCCCCUUGUUGGCCACUGGGCUGAUGUCGAGGGGCUCAGGCCUGUGAGGGAGCCUAGUCCCUCGCCACCAGGGCAGGUGCAGCGCGUGCGCGUUGACGGGUUCUCGCGCAGUUUCCUGCGUCGAUGGUAG
Molecule: messenger RNA, 3453 nt
Organism: Apiotrichum porosum
Lineage: Eukaryota; Fungi; Basidiomycota; Tremellomycetes; Trichosporonales; Trichosporonaceae
Exons: 8
Coding region: 1-3453 (1150 amino acids)
Biological process (GO): phospholipid transport
Cellular component (GO): ERMES complex; endoplasmic reticulum
Molecular function (GO): lipid binding
Source: RefSeq, a predicted model, not a curated record